AUGCUAGAAGAAACAGGUAUUGCACAAUUGUUCUUAUCCUUAGGCUACGCUUUGGCAGCAAAUACCGUUACUGGAGUAGACGGGAUCUUUGACAUUGUCAUAUUAUCUGCUAUCGUUUAUGAGCCUCGUAUGUACAAUGACUUGCGAUUGCCAGUGCAUGUACCAGAUCAUCGAUUGUGCAGUAUUAAUACUGAACGGAAGAAAAUGAUCGGAAACUGGUCGAAUUGCUGUGAACUGGCUAUGUCCACAUUCGAGGACACCAUCCGAGGACCGCAAAGUGCAAGCGUCGCCGAAGUUCGAAGAUAUAGUCGCAAGAUGUCACGUUACGCGUCUGACAAAGCUCGCUCUCAAUUACGAAAAGUGGUCGAAUAUGCGGGCGUACGAGUUUCGUUUCUGAUCUUGUUUGUUGGUCUUGAUUACCAACGCAUAGAUUCACGUAAAGCUCUAGAAUUACUAUCAGCACACAAGCAUGAUGCAAUCGGUCAUUGCCAUUGUGCUCUUCGCAGCUACAGGUAUCUAGUGAGCUUCUAUUUGGUUAAAUAUCAAAUCAGAAAUUUAGCUAGUGCCAUUCCCAGUCGUUGUUAUGAGGGGAUAGUCACUGGUCCCUGCAGGGCAAUGCACGAGAGAUACGCCUACGACCCAGCCAAAGGUGAAUGUGUUCGCUUCAAUUACGGCGGUUGCGCUGGAAAUAACAACAACUUCAUGUCAAAACUCGAAUGUCAGCUAGUGUGUCGACCAACAGCAUGCGGUCUUCCAAUAGAAACCGGCAUGUGCUUUGCAUCACUCCGUCGAUAUGCUUUUGACGAUACCCGCGGUAGAUGUGUGUCGUUCAUCUACGGAGGAUGUGGAGGGAACGAAAACAACUUUGAGACUUUGGAGGAUUGCGAAUAUGCAUGUCUUAAUACCAUUACGUCACGUUGA
This is a messenger RNA of Necator americanus (New World hookworm), 921 nucleotides long. RefSeq lists its product as uncharacterized. Bases 1 to 921 code for a protein of 306 amino acids. The record is from RefSeq and is a predicted model, not a curated record. The transcript has 9 exons. NCBI's taxonomy places the organism in Eukaryota, Metazoa, Nematoda, Chromadorea, Rhabditida, Ancylostomatidae. Gene Ontology annotation, molecular function: serine-type endopeptidase inhibitor activity.